AUGAUGGCACGACUAGUUGCUUAUUUCCGUCCGUCUAAUCGGCUUGGCCUAUCGGCCCUAAAAAUCUCAUCAAGCUCUCACUCUUUCAGGCUCAACGGUUCAAUGUUCGCUAAUGUCCGAAAGAAUUAUAAUACCCCUGUAAUUAAAAAGCAGCGUAAAGAGCUGAACUUUCUUCAGUAUCUUCCCCGGCGGGUCCGAGACUUCUAUAUGAAAACUCUCUUAAAGCUAUUGAAAUGUACGAUCGGGCAGUCAAAUAGGCAUGUAGUCUUGACUCUGGCUUUACUAUAUGAUAUAUAG
This is a messenger RNA of Vicia faba (fava bean), 297 nucleotides long. Lineage: Eukaryota; Viridiplantae; Streptophyta; Magnoliopsida; Fabales; Fabaceae. The record is from the annotation of a GenBank genome assembly.